UCCGGCCCUGCUGAGCGCAUACCAGGACCUGGACCCCUGCUUCGCUUCAUCCCCUCACCCUCACGCUCCUUUUUCUUUUUGCUUUCGCUUCCUUUUCCCUCCUGCAUCAUCGCCUCCACUCUGGAAUUAGCCACAUUCACUCGUCAUUGGUCAACAUUGCGUCUACUUCAUUCACAUAUCAAGCUUUGGCUCGUCUUGCCAGAGUUCGAUUCAGGCACCCUAUACGGCCCCUUCUUCGUCCGAACUUUCGAUAUUAUCAUCCGGCUGGCCGCUGUUCUGUCUAUAUCUCUGCAGUAACCAUGAGCUCGUCCGACGAAGACAUCCCUCUUGUGAAGGCUAAUGGCCGGUCUGCUCGCAAUUCCCUCCCGGCGAAAGCGGCCGCAAUGGACACAGAUGAGAAGAUGGACGAUGCCCCCAGCACGAACGGCCACGUCGAUCCCGGUGUGUCAAUCCGUUUCGGUCCUGUCCAAAGCCAAGAUAAGAUGGACGAUGCUGGGAGCGACGUCAAUGGUGACAGUACACACAAACGGAAGACACGAGAGAGUAUUAGCAAAAAGUCUUAUGCGGAGCCGGAAAGUAGCGAGGAGGAUGAACCCCUUAGCAAACGUCGUCGCACCUCUGUGAAACAUGAGGACCCGGAGACAGAAGGCAUACCGCUAGGUCUGAAUGGACGAAAGCUUCCCAAAGCCUCGGAGACUUCUAUUGGAGAGGAGUCUGAUUCAGAUGUCCCUAUUGGGAGGAAAUUGAUCUCUGAGAAGCGCAAGAUUGAGCAAGCUGCCGAAAAGGAGGCUAAGGCUAUCCGGAGUGGUGUUGCUCAAAAGGCAACAAACAACAAGAGGAAACAGGCCAACGGCGUUAAGAAGGAAGAGGCUGGUGAAGAAAAACCAGCCAAGAAACCCGCCACAAAGCGCGCUAGUAAACCGCUGAAGAAGGAACCCGAGUCAAAGCAGUCGACGCCUGUGAAGAAAGAAAAGGGGAGAUCGACCUCAGUCAAACAGGAGAGCGAAGAAGCCGAAGAGGACGAGGAAGAGUAUAGGUGGUGGGAGGAUCCAACAAAGGGCGACGGGACAAUUAAAUGGACAACCCUCGAACACAAUGGCGUCGUUUUCCCGCCACCCUACGAGCCACUUCCAGGGCACGUCAAGUUGAAAUACGACGGUGUUCCCGUCACCUUGCAUCCGGAAGCAGAAGAAGUGGCUGUUUUUUUUGGUACCAUGUUGAACGCUACGCAGCAUGUUGAAAACCCGGUUUUCCAGAAGAACUUCUUCAUGGAUUUCAAAGAAGUUCUGAAGAGGACAGGAGGCGCCACAGAUCACAAGGGCAACAGAAUUGAGAUAACAGAGUUCGGAAAAUGCGAUUUCCGGCUCAUCUUUGAAUAUCACGAGGCAAAACGUCAGGAGAAGCGAAAUCUCCCUCCUGCAGAGAAGAAGCGCUUGAAGGCCGAGAAAGAUGAAGCUGAAGCACCUUACAUGUACUGUAUGUGGGAUGGCCGCAAGCAAAAGGUCGGCAACUUCCGCAUUGAACCCCCGGGACUCUUCCGCGGUCGUGGUGAGCACCCGAAGACCGGUCGAGUGAAGACUAGAGUCCAGCCGGAGCAAAUCACAAUUAAUAUCGGAAAGGAGGCACGAGUUCCACCUCCACCGGAAGGUCGUCGUUGGAAAGAAGUGAAACACGAUCAAGAAGGAACCUGGCUAGCUAUGUGGCAGGAAAACAUAAACGGAAAUUACAAAUAUGUUAUGCUUGCCGCCAAUUCUGAUGUGAAAGGCCAGAGUGACUAUAAGAAAUUUGAAAAGGCUCGUGAGCUGAAAGGGCACAUCGAUCGUAUCCGCAAGGACUAUCAGAAGGCCUUGAAGUCUGAGCUGAUGGUGGAGCGGCAAAAGGCUACAGCGGUCUAUCUCAUUGACCAGUUCGCUCUUCGUGCUGGGAACGAGAAGGGGGAGGAUGAGGCCGAGACGGUUGGCUGUUGUUCAUUGAAAUAUGAGAAUGUGACCCUGAAGCCGCCGAACACCGUUGUAUUCGACUUCUUGGGUAAAGAUAGUAUCCGGUUUUACGACGAAGUCAGUGUCGACCCGCAGGUAUUCAAAAAUCUGAAAAUCUUCAAGAAGGCACCCAAGAAAGAAGGCGAUGAGAUUUUUGACCGACUAACCACGUCCGCUCUGAACAAACAUCUCUCAGUUUACAUGCCAGGGCUCACUGCCAAGGUGUUCCGUACUUAUAAUGCUUCCCAUACAAUGAGUACAUUGCUUAAGGAGAUGAAAGCGACGGGUACGGUGGCCGAGAAAGUCAAGGCGUAUAACGAUGCAAAUCGCAAGGUUGCCAUUCUUUGCAACCACAAACGUACUGUUGGCGCGGCCCAUACUAACCAGAUGGAGAAAUUGAGUGAGCGAAUCAAAGGUCUACGCUACCAAAAAUGGAGACUCAAGCAGAUGAUGCUCGCUUUGGAACCCAGCCUCAAGAAGAAGAAAGGCGCAGCGUUCUUCUCAUUGGAUGAGGAUAUGACUCAAGAAUGGAUACAAGAACACCAAGCCUUCUUGCUCGAAGAGCAACGACAGAAAAUUCAGAAGAAAUUUGAGAAAGAGAACGAAAAGCUCUCAGCAGAUGGAGAAAAGGAGAUGAAAGCGAGCGAGCUCGAGGAGCGACUGAAGGCUGUCAAAGAGACCGAGAAGAAAUUUAAUAAAGAGAACAAAACCGGCAAAGUUGAGCCUGAGGGUAGAGGCCCAACCGUUGAGAAGCUGGAGAAUUCCCUUGCGAAAUUAGAGCAACGCAUUGAGACGAUGUCUCUUCAGGCCCAAGAUAAAGAAGACAAUAAAGAGGUUGCGUUGGGAACCUCUAAGAUAAAUUAUAUCGAUCCUCGUCUUACUGUUGUUUUCUCCAAGAAAUUCAACGUCCCGAUCGAAAAGUUUUUCUCCAAGUCCCUUCGGGAGAAGUUCGAAUGGGCCAUCAAAUCCGUUGACGAGAAUUGGGAGUUUUGAUCGCGGAGCGGCAUUUCGGCAUCUUGGGCAGUGCGCACUUAGUAGAACUGUGCUUUUUUUUAACUUCCUUGUCUGCUUCUCGUUUCAGCGCUUGCUCCUGUUUCUUUUUUCCCCAUAGAACCUUAACAAGAAAAAGAUCUUCAUUGCCAACAACACAACAUUCUACAAACAACAGGAAACAUUUCAGGGUUUUUGUUUUGAUUCUAAAGUUGCUUCGAUACAGCUUUUAAAUUCCUUGAAAGAAAAGAAGUUUCAGUUGAAUACAAUAAGUUUAGAAUUCUACUUACUAUGUUGUUCUCCGCACUGCACUGUACGAAAAAUCAUGCAUGUACAUUCCAUGAGCUGAUUGUGUAUUUCUUAAAGAAUUCACUCAUUUAUCAGCCCUACUAUCCUUCAAGGGAUCGUCUUCUCUGGAGUAUCACUGCUGUCAGGCUGUAGACCCGUGCAUUGACCCACUGUUCUUCAGGGAUACGCUGUA
Monascus purpureus is the source of this 3450-nucleotide messenger RNA. The record is from the annotation of a GenBank genome assembly. Lineage: Eukaryota; Fungi; Ascomycota; Eurotiomycetes; Eurotiales; Aspergillaceae.